AUGCAUACGGCCACAUCCAGUUUUCUAUAUGACUGUGUAGAUAGGACCCAUCCCCUACCACAAAAAGGAGUCACGGUUGUGGCAAAUGUGGCCAUGCCUCGCGAUCUUUACACAAAUAGCUACCGGACCUCGGACAUUGCCCCUUUUUUACCGGUACCCACGUUCUUCAUUCGGAAAUACGGCAAUAGAAGACUAAACAACACACCGGAACAUGGAAUCGUCAAUAUCGUCGCCCGGACCAGAACGAUGCUGGAUGCGUACAUCCAUAACAACGGAAUGAACAUGGUCAUCCCGCAAGUGAUGGAACCGGCCCCACCGGCACACCAACAACAAUCGGCUCUACUAGCCCACCAAGAACAGCACGAGCAGGAUCGACCAGAACAGCCAGAAGAUCAAUUUGGCCAUGGAGGAGUAGCAUAA
Bursaphelenchus okinawaensis is the source of this 420-nucleotide messenger RNA. The record is from the annotation of a GenBank genome assembly. NCBI's taxonomy places the organism in Eukaryota, Metazoa, Nematoda, Chromadorea, Rhabditida, Aphelenchoididae.